Molecule: messenger RNA, 1461 nt
Organism: Penicillium salamii
Lineage: Eukaryota; Fungi; Ascomycota; Eurotiomycetes; Eurotiales; Aspergillaceae
Source: the annotation of a GenBank genome assembly
AUGCCCCACGGGUAUACAGUUCUACACCCCCAUUGCUCGCGGCUCGGGGAUGCCCCGCGCCGAAUGAGUCAGACCCCGGCCCCCCACUCCGAGGCCCCACUCCGAGGCCCCACUCCGAGCUCUCGGACAAUUCCAUCAGGGGAUGUACAAGCAGUCGAUGGCAUGUCAUCUUGUCACCUUUCAUACCCCUAUCUCAAAAUGGCCAACAGAUUUUCCGAAGUCUUGCGAGACAGUGCUCUAGAUUUAGCACCUUAUGAAGACCUGUACAGAUGGUUCCACGCUCAUCCAGAACUGUCAUGCCAGGAAUUGAAAACAUCCGAAAAGAUCGCAGAACAUCUCUCCCAAUUGGAUGCUUUUGAAAUUCACACAAAGAUCGGCGGCCAUGGGCUGACAGGAGUACUGAGAAAUGGUCCCGGAAAAACGAUCCUUCUCCGCGCGGAUAUGGACGCGCUUCCCGUGAAGGAGCUAACAGGUCUACCAUAUGCUAGCACUGUGACUAUGCAAGAUGCGAUUGGAUUGGAAAGACCCGUCAUGCACGCCUGCGGCCACGAUAUGCACGUCACCUGUCUUCUUGCAGCGGCGGAAACGCUGGUCAAGAUCCGGGACUCAUGGAGCGGAACUUUGAUCGUGUUGUUCCAACCUGACGAGGAGCGGGGUGGAGGUGCUCAAGCCAUGGUUGACGAUGGGCUUUACUCAAAGGUUCCGAUUCCAGAUAUUGUGUUGGGUCAACAUGUCAUGCGACUGCGUGCCGGGAGCGUUGGGUUGCGGCCCUCGACGAUCAUGGCCGCGGCUGACUCGAUGCGGGUUACUGUAUUCGGGCGCGGAGGUCACGGAUCAUUGCCGCACCAGACGGUCGAUCCGGCUCUGUUAGCUGCCCAUAUUGUUGUGAGACUUCAGAGUAUCGUGAGCCGGGAGGUCGAUCCUAGUGAUCUGGCGGUUGUCACGGUUGGAAGUCUUCAAGCCGGUCAGACCGAGAACAUUAUCGCAGAUCGGGCUGAGAUUGGACUUGACUUCCGUACUGUGAAGCUGGAGACUAGAGAGAAGAUCAUUUCUGCCAUCAAGCGAAUCGUCGAGGCCGAAUGCAUGGCUAGUGGUUCCCCCAAGCCGCCCAUUUUUGCCCCAACUCGUCGGUUCCCACCAACAAACAAUGAUAAUGACCUUACCUCCAAGCUGGCCGACUCUUUCGGGAGCCACUUCGAGAAUUUCGACGGCGACACGCCGAGAACGAAUGUCAGCGAAGACUUUUCCACGCUAGCUACCUGCAAAGAUUUGCCGAGUUGCUUUUGGUUCAUUGGCGGUAUUGAUCCCGAACUUUGGGAUAAAGCACAGCGAGGACACAGCGAUGCAGAGGAAAUUGCUGGCAAUCAUUCUGCGUUGUUUGCCCCUGUCAUUCAACCCACGAUGAGAGCGGGUGUCGACGCUCUUUGCCUCGGAGCGCUGACAUUCUUGCGGGAAGAAUAA